Molecule: messenger RNA, 453 nt
Organism: Symbiodinium sp. CCMP2592
Lineage: Eukaryota; Dinophyceae; Suessiales; Symbiodiniaceae
Source: the annotation of a GenBank genome assembly
AUGGACGUGACGAUGGACAUUCCCGUGGAGGGUGCAUCGGCUGGCAAAGUUGAUCGCCUCGAAGCCAGACAGACUUGGUCGAAUUCUGGCAUGCCGCGCUCGAAGACCGGGCCAAUGGCAGGCAUGGAUCAACUGAACUGCGGCCCCAGUCAGAAGAAGGCCAACCAGAAGUCAGGCCAGACUGGGCUGCAGUCCGUGGUGAUGAAGCUGAUGGGUCCAAAGUCAGACAUGAAUUCGACCCAGAGCAGCUUCGGAGCAGCGAGCAGCCUCGGUGAUUUUGUGCCCUCCACGCCGGGUACCGCUGGCUCCACAGAAGAGGUUUCCUUCGCCGUCUGCGCGGAAGAUGGCCAACAUUUUGCACAGGGUCUGAUUUCUGGCUCUAUGGCCGUCGCGUUUCGGGGAAGAUGGCAUGGGUGCAUAGCCGCCUCGGAAGGAAGCACGAAGAACAAGUAA